Molecule: messenger RNA, 2982 nt
Organism: Trichechus manatus latirostris (Florida manatee)
Lineage: Eukaryota; Metazoa; Chordata; Mammalia; Sirenia; Trichechidae
Gene: DISC1
Product: DISC1 scaffold protein
Biological process (GO): neuron migration; cilium assembly
Cellular component (GO): intermediate filament cytoskeleton; microtubule; centrosome
Source: RefSeq, a predicted model, not a curated record
AUGCUGUGCUGCUUCCCUGGAUACUGUCUCUUGGAUUCAUCCUUUGAUGCCCCAUUUUGCAGCUGGAGGUGGGAGAGCCGAACUACUAUUGCCCUAUUGACAGGCCUGAAGGGGAAAGGGUUGGAACUGCCAAGGUGCCCUUAUGUGCCAGCCACCAAUGGUAAUCAAGGCAGCCAGAAUUCCAUCCCACCUGCAGCGUCUUUUCUGAAGAAGCGGCUGGCAAGGAGGCCAGGCUACAUGAGAGCUGCAGCCGGGCCUGGGAUCGGAUUUCUCCCCCCUGCAGUGGGCACACCACUCCGUGCCCAGCGUGCAGUGUGCGAUGAGGAGCACCUUCACUCUGGGUCCAGGGCCAGACCCUGCAGCCUUGACUCAAGCCAGGGGCGAGGCCUCUCCCAGGAGAGCCUGACCGUGCCUUCUGGAGGCCAGCCAGGCCUGGCUCAGAGCCCCAGGAGAGGAGCCUCCUGGUGCUUCGGGAUUCAGUCCAGAGCCAGCCCCACACUGCCUGACAGGCUCACUAGCCGCUAUAGCCCUGGGCACAUGGGGUGCCAGCGAGAGUUUUUACCCAUGGACAGUUCUGAGGUCCCAGGCCUGGCCCAUGAGAAGGCCUGUGAUGAAGGAGCAAGGAGCAUCUGGGAGCAGGUGGACAGCAACAGCCACAGCCAGGGAAGUGGCCCCCCGGCCUCCUCAGCCCCUCCUGGUUCUCAUGACGACUUUACCUCGAGCUUCAGCUUCAUCCGGCUCUCCCUCAGCUCUGCGGGUGAACGUGGGGAAGCAGAAGGCUGCCUGCCACCCAGGGAGGCUGAGUCUCCUCGCCACAUCCCCACAGAGAUGAGCACCAAAGCUGCCAGCCCAGACAGGCCCCAGGAGGACCUGUGGCUUCUCUCCCAGCCACUGCAUCCCAAGGCAAUUCAGGGCCUGGGGGAAUGUGCCUGGGCCACAGGGAGCAACCCCAGGCCAGGAAGGGAGACACUUUCCUCACUGGACGGGGACUCUGCCCCAUCUUGUUCCUUGGCCUCCUUGGUGGCUGGCCCCUCUGGGUCUGAGGGCAGCAUCUUGGGGCAUGCUCAUGGCUGGGACACCCUGCUCAGGAAGUAUGAGCCUGCCCUGCGUGACUGCCUGCUGAGCAACCGGAAGCAACUGAAGAUAAAAUCCUUAAGAUUAAAGCUUCAGAAACUUCAAGACAAAGCAGUUGAGGAUGACGAUUAUGAUAAAGCUGAGAAGUUGAAACAAAGAUUAGAAGACCUGGAGAAGGAGAAAAGCACCCUGCAGUUUCAGCUUCCUUCCCGGCAGCCAGAGCUCAGCAGCGUCCUGAACCAAUUGGGAACGCAGGUUCAGGCUGCCUUGCUCUGGGCCACUCACAAGGCCGACAGUGAAGACACCCAACCUGUGCUCAGAAUAGAGCCAAAGCUUCUGGAACCUACUGCUCAGGACAGACUCCAUGUGUCCCUCACUAGGCGAGACUGGCUUCUUCAAGAAAAGCAGCAGCUGCAGAAAGAAAUUGAAGCUCUCCAAGCAAGAAUGUCUGUGCUGGAAGCAAAAGAUGAACAACUGAGGAGGGAGAUAGAUGAACAGGAGCAGCUGCUACGGUGGCCGGGCUGUGAACUGGCUGUGCUGGCGGGCACACUGCCCCUGGGCGAGCUGCGGGAGAUGGGCCGGGCCCUGGAUGACACCCUGGCCUCGGCCAAUCAGGUUCUUCUCCUUGUGGAGCCACCAGAAGCCAUAAGGAGCCUCCAGGAUAGGAUAAGAUCCCUCAGCUUGUCCCUUAAAGAAAUCACUGCUAAGGUGUGUAUGGGUGAGAGACUCUGCAGGACUCUGAGGAAGAAAGUUAGUGAUAUUGAAGCCCAACUACCGGCAUUGCUUGAAGCCAAAAUGCUUGCCAUAUCAGGAAGUCAUUUCUGUACAGCUAAGGACCUCACAGAGGAUAUCGGAUCAUUAGCCUCAGAGAGAGAAGGGCUGGAGGGACUCCUGAACAAGCUGUUGGUGCUGAGUUCCAGGAACGUCAGAAAGUUGGAAAGUAUUAAAGAAAAUUAUAACAAGCUGAAAAGAGAACUGGAGCAUGGGGAAACUGCCCAUGAAAAAAGUGUGAAAGAAAAGACUGUGAAGUACAUGGAAAUGCUUGAGGAUAAACUGCACAGCUGCAAGAACCCACUGCUUGAAAAAGUGUGGGAAGCUGACUUGGAAGCUUGUCGGCUCUUUAUUCAGAACAUGCAGCUGAAAGAGGCCAGGGGCAGCUUGAGUGUAGAAGAUGAGAAGCUGAUGGGUGACUUGGAGGGCACUGCCUUUACUGCUGCCAUGGCCGUCCCCUCCAGACCUCUCUCAGAAGAUGGGAGGAGGAAGACCCCUUUGCAGGCCGAUGACGAGUGGAAGUCCCAGCAGAGCCCCUCUCUUCACUGUGCUGGCAGCGAACAGAAAGAGGUGUGUCCUUUUCUCACAGCCUCAAUAGGCAGCCUCUCCUGUGGGGGCUGCUUUGGGACCAGGCUCCAAGUGGGAGCAGUACAUAUUGAAUGGAUGUCUGACUUAACCAUAGAACUUUUAAAUGUUUUAUCUCUCAGGAGGGAGCUGCAGACGGUGAAGGAGACUCUGCAGGCCAUGAUCCUGCAGCUCCAGCCGGGCAGGGAGGCAGGGGAAACGGACACAGCUUCCUGCGUGACAGCUGGCGUUGGAGAUGCGCAGCCCUGCUCCAGAGAGGACUCUGAGGACAUGUGGGGAGGCAGGAAAGCCCUGUCCUACAUUUUGUCGACAGUGUCUGUUUCAUCGUCAGUAAAUGACUGCGCGAUUCUGGAGAUUCGCACUUUCAAAGUCCUGUGUGGCACUGAGUCGGCCUUCGUGGAGAUGAGCCAGCGCCAUCUGGACCUUCUCGGUGUGCAGAGCCUCUUCCGAGAGAGCAUUAGGAUGCUGGCGAGGCAGGCGGUCCACAGUGGCCCAGCCGGACACUGCCUGGGGCCUCGCCGGUGUGGACCCAAGCCACGGGAGCUGAUCUAA